Nematolebias whitei (Rio pearlfish) is the source of this 806-nucleotide messenger RNA. RefSeq names its product cellular retinoic acid binding protein 2, a (gene crabp2a). Gene Ontology annotation, cellular component: nucleus; cytosol. The transcript is spliced from 4 exons. The coding region runs from base 173 to 601 and encodes 142 amino acids. The record is from RefSeq and is a predicted model, not a curated record. NCBI's taxonomy places the organism in Eukaryota, Metazoa, Chordata, Actinopteri, Cyprinodontiformes, Rivulidae. Gene Ontology annotation, molecular function: fatty acid binding. Gene Ontology annotation, biological process: fatty acid transport.
GGCUCAGGGGCAAACUGUGCGCGUGGAUGUGUAGAGAGCCGGGCUCCACAAUCCUGGAAAGACUGAACGUUAACCCACCAGCCUCCAGCCGGCAGACACACCGGGCAACAAGUGACGCACGGACGCGCGCCUAUAGAUCAAAGUCGGGUCACACUCGGACCUGCAGCAGAAGAUGGAGCGCAGAAUCCCAGAUUUCUCCGGCACGUGGGAGAUGAAGAGCUCUGAAAACUUCGAGGAGCUCCUGAAAGCUUUGGGCGUGAACGUGAUGCUGCGCAUGAUCGCAGUGAAGGCUGCCUCGAAGCCGCUGGUAGAGAUCACGCAGGAUGGAGAGAAGCUGUCCAUCAAAACGUCCACCACGGUCCGCACCACCCACAUCACCUUCACCGUGGGGCAGGAGUUCAACGAGAGCACGGUGGACGGCCGGCCGUGCACGAGUUUUCCACGCUGGGAAACGGACUCUAAGAUCAGCUGCGAGCAGAUUCUGCAGAAAGGAGAGGGACCCAAGACCUCCUGGACCCGGGAGAUCACAAGUGACGGCAAGCUGAUCCUGACCAUGAGGGCGGACGACGUCGUGUGCACCAGAGUUUACGAACGAAAAUGAGGAGCACUUCUCAUCUAUUGUCCUUCCAGCUCCCCAACCCGUCCACCUUAGCGUCACCACGUCCAUCGUCACAUUGUAUUUGUACCGGGAGACAACGAGCUGUAGUUUUAUUCCAGUUUCUCUGUUAGCUUCACUGUCUAACUGUCGUAUUUACAUUAUAACAUGACCCAUCCAACCUGCGAGCUCUUCCAGAUAGUUCUCUGCU